GUCAUUGCUGACGGCGUUCUCCCGAUGCGUUUUCGCGGUUUUGCAUUUGUUUGUUUUGAUUCUGUAAAAGACGCGAAAUUUAAGAAUUACGGUCUUUUAGCACUCAAAUAGAAUUCGUAUAGCUAUUUAACAACCAUGUCGAUACUCCUCACCGAGUUGGAGUCGUUAAAAUUGGAUAGUCUCGAUGAAGACUGGGUGGAAGCUAUCCAUCAUUCAGAAUUCCUCGAAAUAGUUGAAUUUCCUGCAGAAUAUGAGAGUGCCAUCGAUUCUGUUAACAUGAGAUCUGUUUUUCGAAAUAUUAUGAAGGCAAUUUACAACUGGCUGCAAUCGGAUGAUGGGGAUGAGGAUAAAUCUUGGGCGGCUUUGUCUCAAAAAGUUCGACAUAAGGAGCUGCUGACUGUCCUCGCUUUCUACAUUGACUAUGGAACUAAAAACGUUCACACCAAAGAUUACAGGAACAACGCGCUCCUUGCAUCCCGUGUGUACUAUGCGCUGCUGUCUAUACCUGGUUUUAAGGCAUACCACAUCUACCACGCUCAGUUGUUCACACACUCUCUGGCCUGUCUCAGCUUCCCGCGGGAGAUGUGUGAGAAAGAUGAAAAUUAUUACAACACUAAAGAGUUGACACAUGAAGUAAAUUCAGUCAUUAAGGAGCUUCGACCCUAUGUACAAGAUCUGAAGUCCGUAGUGGAUAAGUUACAUUUGAAGCCCACAGACAUGAAUUUUGAAGAGAUCUUGAGUAAUCUAGUUGAUAUAACAGGUGGUGCAAUUGUCAAUAAACUUAACAUAGACAAGAUAGAGCUUACAAAAAUAUCCAGAGUGAUAUAUGUGAUGAUCGACACUCUGCUGCAAGAGCCAACCGGAGAACCGAAUGCUGUGGCCAUCAGGCUUCUGUUCAAGUGUUUGCUGCCUAAACUAGUCGCUGCUUCUGUGGACUGCAGGAAUGCUAAUAAUUUAGUGCGAGCAUCCUAUGUGACCUACUCCGGGUUGAUCUUGACAAGGUAUGGUCCAGCAGCAGUAUCUGGGUUCUCUGUCCUCAUCCAGCAUCUCUGCUAUGCUCAGGAUGGUCUGGAGCGCGCGGAAGUGCGUGCGGCGCGAAUGUCGCUAGUGGUGGGCCUGAUGAGCCUGCUGCCGCGCCGCGCCUACAGAGCCACCGUGUCGUGGCUGCUCACACUCAGCGCCACAGCCAAGGUCGCACACCGGCAUAUUGCUAUGGAAAUAUUAGCCAACCUGUUGAAUAAUGAACCAGAGAAAGUAACAGAGCAGCCCGGGCCAAACCCAGAACCAGCCCAAAAUGAAAACAACCCCUCGAGUCAAAACGAAACCAACCCCACAAGCCAAACUGAACCAGAACCUCAAGAAAAGACAACAGCUGACAAUGAAACAACAGCUGAAGUUGUACCAGCCAGUAACACUGAACCAUCAGACAAUGUUGGCGAAACCUCCACUACUGGAGCAGAAACAGAAAAAGAUGAACCAGCCAAAGUAUCUGAACCAAUGGUUGAAGGUGAUCAAGACCCCACAGUUGGAUUAGAAUUGGAACCUUUAACACUUAAUAAUUUGAUAGACGACACUUGCCCAGAAUUUGUAGCUGAAACUACUAGUGGAAAUGAAGAAAUAACGGAUCCUGUAGCCAGUACAAGUAAAAAUGAUGAUAAUAGUGAGAUCCCUCCUUCAAAUGCCACUGCUAAAGAAACAGGCGAUGAGAAUGCAGAACCUCCAACACCAGUGGAAGCGCCUCCGGAGGCAGUAACUAGUGUGGAGGUGACCUCGGAAACCACCGACGACGCCAUGAGAACAGACGACGACAGCAGCCAAGACAUGCCCGCUGUCAUCAAAGAUGUGGCAGAAGCAGAAGAGGAAGUAGCCGGCCUACUCCGCGCGCGCCCGCACACCAUCCCUCAUCUCUCAGUGCUACGGGCUCUGCUGGCGCGCUGCGACGACGCGUCGGGCACGCUGCGGGCGCGCGCUCUGAGUGCGCUCGCCGCCGCGAUUGAGAGCCGGCAGCCCGCCGUGCAGCGAGCACUACAGGAGCUGAACUCGGGCGGCGAGAUCCCGCGCCUGGUAGCGUUGGCAGCGCGCUGCGUGAGCGACGAGCGCGCGCUGGUGCGCCGCGCCGCGCUGCUGCUGCUGCUGACGUUACUUACUACUGACGAGGCCAACGUCACGGACACUAGUCUUGGUGUCCUAGUGAGUCUGUGCCGCGACGCGUCAGUCAUCGUCCGCUCGGUGGCCAUAUCUUCCCUGGGCACGCUAGCAGCGCGCUGGGGCCGCCCCGCCACGCUGCGCGCGCUGCUGCAGGGCCCGCUGCUGCAGCUGCAGGACCCGGAGACCAAGGUACAGUCGGCUACACUAGCAGCGCGCUGGGGCCGCCCCGCCACGCUGCGCGCGCUGCUGCAGGGCCCGCUGCUGCAGCUGCAGGACCCGGAGACCAAGAUACAAGAGCAAGUGACAACCCUAGUGCAGUCGCUGCUGUUCGAACGUCUGCACAAGUACAGACCUGGCGGGUGCGACGACCUCAUCCCCUUCAUGUUCCUGGACGCCAUAGUGAGCCUCAACAUGCGCAGACACCUGCAGAAGGCAUGCGCUAUGCUGGUGAAGACCGGGAAGUGUAUCAACCACCGCAUCAUAGACAUCCUGAGCACGCACCUCGGCGCAGUCGACGACGCUCGCGACCUGCAAACCCUCGUGCUACUGACGAGUGUAGCUCCCCACACCACCUGCGAGCAGCCGGCCUUCCUGCGCCAGUACCACCUGCGCCUUAUGCAGGACCUCAAGAGCCGCGACUCCCGCCUUCUCCCGCUGACCAUAGAGCUGCUCUCCUCCUGGUCGAGCUGGAUCGUGGGCGCCGAGCGCGUGGAGCUGCGCGCGCACCUCAUACGCGCGCUGGGCACCGCGCAGGAAGGAGUCGACUGUGAGUUGCUCCCUCUCUCCAUAGAGCUGCUCUCCUCCUGGUCGAGCUGGAUCGUGGGCGCCGAGCGCGUGGAGCUGCGCGCGCACCUCAUACGCGCGCUGGGCACCGCGCAGGAAGGAGUCGACUGUGAGUUGCUCCCUCUCUCCAUAGAGCUGCUCUCCUCCUGGUCGAGCUGGAUCGUGGGCGCCGAGCGCGUGGAGCUGCGCGCGCACCUCAUACGCGCGCUGGGCACCGCGCAGGAAGGAGUCGACUGUGAGUUGCUCCCUCUCUCCAUAGAGCUGCUCUCCUCCUGGUCGAGCUGGAUCGUGGGCGCCGAGCGCGUGGAGCUGCGCGCGCACCUCAUACGCGCGCUGGGCACCGCGCAGGAAGGAGUCGACUGUGAGUUGCUCCCUCUCUCCAUAGAGCUGCUCUCCUCCUGGUCGAGCUGGAUCGUGGGCGCCGAGCGCGUGGAGCUGCGCGCGCACCUCAUACGCGCGCUGGGCACCGCGCAGGAAGGAGUCGACUGUGAGUUGCUCCCUCUCUCCAUAGAGCUGCUCUCCUCCUGGUCGAGCUGGAUCGUGGGCGCCGAGCGCGUGGAGCUGCGCGCGCACCUCAUACGCGCGCUGGGCACCGCGCAGGAAGGAGUCGACUGUGAGUUGCUCCCUCUCUCCAUAGAGCUGCUCUCCUCCUGGUCGAGCUGGAUCGUGGGCGCCGAGCGCGUGGAGCUGCGCGCGCACCUCAUACGCGCGCUGGGCACCGCGCAGGAAGGAGUCGACUCUUGCCGGAUAGACUGCGCCGCGCUGGCCGCACAGUUGGAUCCAGAUAACCUGCAAUGGGCGGAUGAACUCAUGCAAAUCUACACCCGUGGCGCUUUAUCCGGCGGCGGCGCGGCCGAGGCGGUGGGCGCGGCCGACCUGGCGCUGGUGGCCGCCGCGCCGCCCGCCCCGCGCCUGCUGCAGCUGCUGCUCACCCGCCUGCAGCAGCCCGCAGGUACUACACCCUGUAUAUACACACACAGGGUGCGCUGUCGGCCGACCUGGCGCUGGUGGCCGCCGCGCCGCCCGCCCCGCGCCUGCUGCAGCUGCUGCUCACCCGCCUACAGCAGCCCGCAGACAUGGACGAAGAAUCCGAAGGCCUCACGGUGGUGGCUAUCGGGCGGCUGUGCGUCCGCUCUUCCGCCGCCGCCGCCGCCGCCGCGCCGCUGCUGGCGCGCUGCCUCGCCGCGCCGCGCCCGCUCGCGCCGCGGGUCAAUGCACUGUUUAGUGUUUGUCACUGAUAUGCUAAGAAGUAAAAUAGGUAUGGCACUAUGGCAGCCGUUACACAAAUACACCUGCAUCGUAGAACCGCUCCUGGACUGCAUCUGCAUGUGCCUGUGCCGCUCGGCCGAGCCCGCGCUGCGCCGCGCCGCCGCGCCCGCCUUAACCAAGCUGCUGCUGGCCGGCUAUCUGCGGCUCAACACGCCCUUCUACUACAGAUACUGCGCUCUACUAGCGGACGAAGAAGCCGAUGUCCGCGAACCAGCAGAGUACUACGUCACUAGCUGCCUCACUAGCGACGCCAUCUACAAGCACUUCGUGGAGUGCGUGCUGCACUACAACAAGCGCGACGCCGGCGGCGAACCAAUAUCCUUCGACUCGCGCCAGCUGAUCUACGACGUGAUGCUACAGCGCAUGUCCUUAGUCCAGAAACUGAACUUACAAUGUCGACUCGCCAGAGAAGUGUUGGAGCACGCGGCCGAUAUCUGCGAGGAGGGCGACGAGUUGCCCGACGAGUUGAACGACGCGUUGCUAGAUACGAUCACGCUGCUGUGCGGGAUACGGAUGAAACUGCCACGUAAACCUACAACGCAAGGCGAUCCGGGAGAUAUGGAAGACCUCCAAGAAAGAGUCACUACAAAUAUUGUGUCACAUAAAAUGAAGCGCACAGUGGCGGAGGUCCUCGUGCCGGCGGUGCUGCGUCUCUACGCACACAUGCGCUUGCGCGGCGGCCAGCUCGCGGCGUACCUCGUGCGCAUCGCCACCGACCUGCUCAAGGACUACCGGCAGGAGAUCGAGGAGCUCAUAGAAAAUGACGAGGAGCUCGUGGAGAAAGUGAGAAUAUUCCAAGAGACGAUAGGAGAAGAGCCAUCUUUCGGCAACACCCGGAACCUAGUGACCAGCAGCACGGCCCACGAGCCCGAGACGCCCAAGUCUAACAAGAGACGGACCUACAACAGGACCCCUAAAACGGCGAAAGCAAGCGCUAAAAGGACGCUAAGGGUUUAACGGUAUUGUGAAAAUACUUAGCAAUUUGAUUGAGUAAUGGGGUAUUAUUUUUAAAAACGAUUAAAAACCUUUUACUUACCUAGAGGCUUAUAGCCAAAAAGUUAUAGUAGGCAUAGGUGGAUGCGUCGCAAAUAAUUCUAAAUUCUUUGUAUAGAAAAUUAUAUUUAUAAAAAACAAAAAAACGCAUUUCAAGUUUCUCAUAUGUAUAAGGUGGAUGAAGACAAUGAUCAGGAAUCACUAGGUAUGGGGUAUGGGAUGUACCUAGUUGAAGUCGGCGAAACCUAUUUUCGUAGUAUACGCCGAAGUAUCAUAAUAAUAUAAUUUAUGCUAUUUCU
Plutella xylostella (diamondback moth) is the source of this 5492-nucleotide messenger RNA. The record is from RefSeq and is a predicted model, not a curated record. NCBI's taxonomy places the organism in Eukaryota, Metazoa, Arthropoda, Insecta, Lepidoptera, Plutellidae.